Molecule: messenger RNA, 1938 nt
Organism: Oncorhynchus kisutch (coho salmon)
Lineage: Eukaryota; Metazoa; Chordata; Actinopteri; Salmoniformes; Salmonidae
Product: mRNA turnover protein 4 homolog
Exons: 8
Coding region: 264-986 (240 amino acids)
Biological process (GO): nuclear-transcribed mRNA catabolic process; ribosomal large subunit assembly; ribosomal large subunit biogenesis
Cellular component (GO): preribosome, large subunit precursor; nucleolus
Molecular function (GO): RNA binding
Source: RefSeq, a predicted model, not a curated record
UCAUGUUUGCAGGGUUCCAUCUACUGGGGAAAAAGAGACCAUGUCCAUAAAGCACAUUUAUUUUGCAUUGUUAAUCCAGAUGAUUAAAUCAUGUAUUUAUAUUAUCAAAGUCAAUAUUUUAUUUCAAGUCAAUUAUGUAGCAGAAAAUAAGCUCGGGAAACGGAACAAUUCAUUUUUUUGUAGGCAUAUUUUGGACCGCUAUAUUCAACAGACAGAAACACGUGGGGUCCUUUUCCUCCAUAGAUCUACACAACGUGAGGACCAUGCCGAAGUCAAAGAGAGACAAGAAAAUUUCACUAACAAAAACAGCCAAGAAGGGUCUGGAAACUAAACAGAACUUAAUAGAAGAGUUGCGGAAAUGUGUGGACAUUUACAAGCAUCUGUUCAUCUUCUCUGUGGCAAACAUGAGGAACAACAAACUGAAAGACAUCAGGACAGCCUGGAAACACAGUCGAUUCUUUUUUGGCAAAAACAAAGUCAUGAUGAUCGCUAUAGGUAAAGGACCAACAAGCGAGUACAAAGACAAUUUGCACAAGGUCAGCCGGUUUCUGAGGGGAGAAGUGGGUGUGUUAUUCACAAAUAAAACCAAGGAAGAGGUACAAGAGUAUUUCAGCCAGUUCAAAGAGAUGGAUUUUGCACGAGCGGGAAACAAGGCAGGGAUGGCCAUAACACUUGAUGAAGGACCCCUUGAACAGUUCCCUCACUCCAUGGAGCCACAGCUGAGACAGUUGGGACUCCCCACAGCACUCAAGAAAGGGGUGGUGACGCUACUGAAAGACCAUGACGUGUGCAAAGAGGGAGACACACUAACCCCUGAACAGGCCCGUAUUCUGAAACUCUUUGGGAUUGAGAUGGCAGAAUUCAGAGUGCAGAUCAAGUGCAUGUGGAACUCUGAAACGAGCGACUUUGAGAAGCUGGCUGAGGAAGAAGAGGAAGAGGCCAUGCAGGAUAAUGACACAGAGGAGGAAGAAGGGGGUGGGAAAUGAAUCUGGAUAGACUAAUGGACUUCUCAGACCUUAGGAUUUUAAUACUGUGUGACCUGUAUGUUUUAAUGUCUCAACCUUCAAGUGUUUCCUUUUGCCUAUGAAAUGCUAGAUUUCUGGUAUGUUACCCAUUGAAUCUUGUGAACAUACAUUUUGUGCUUUAUACAUCUUUUGUCGUCCACUCAAAUACAACAGUACAAACUAAAACAGUUUGCUUGGUUGUGUCUUAUAAAACAUCCCACAAUUUUUUUUAGUGGGAAUUGUUUAUGCACAGUAUAGCUUUAAAAUUGCCAGCUAUGUAAAAUUGUUAGGCACAUUUUGAUCAUUACAAACGCACCGGCCAUGGCAGAUCAGUGAAGAUAAAAUACUCCCAUUGUUCUCCAGUUGAUUAGACACAGCCUCCAGAAAAUGUUUUUCCCUAAUUCAUUGAAUUUACAUGAAUUGCUCACCAUUAGAAUAUACAAGAUCAAAGUAAUCUGUGCCUUUCGUAGUUUGUUUUAAUGAAUACUUGCAUCAAUCUGAUAACGAAAAAUCUCACUGUACAAUUAGCCAAUUGUUAUAUGGUUUGUGGAUAAUGUCGAUAUAGUCAAUCAGAUGACCAUGGGUUUUUGAAACAUCUAGCAGAGGUAAUUGGGGCUACCCGGUCCCAGACCUGUUGGAAGGCCUCCACCACCCGCUCAUCUAGAGGGCCCUCCGAGGCAAACGGGUUCUGCUGCGGCUGCUCGGUGCAGGACAUUCCAAUGAUGACACUGUAUCCCAAAUCCCUCUGGAACAGUGGCGACAAAACCCAGGUGCAAGAGGACCCAACCAUUUGCACUACACACGUCUAACUAACUAAACAUUUAUGGUAAUAAUUGUAGCUAGUACUGCUGACAUUGAGUGGCAAUUGUCAUGUUCAACCUAUUGUUAAAUGUAUUUAAUUUUCUUUCAUAUAAAGGUGGAAUAUGUAGAAAUC